Messenger RNA from Eupeodes corollae, 978 nucleotides. It is a transcript of the gene Mpv17, whose product is annotated as mpv17-like protein. The transcript has a single exon. The coding region runs from base 270 to 887 and encodes 205 amino acids. The record is from RefSeq and is a predicted model, not a curated record. Gene Ontology annotation, cellular component: membrane; cytoplasm. Lineage: Eukaryota; Metazoa; Arthropoda; Insecta; Diptera; Syrphidae.
CAAACCGUCCGCUCGUCAUCUCACACCCCGAAUACCUCCAAUCUAUCAAUUCAAAAAUAAAUAGAUUUAGAUUUAACCUAGCUAAAUUUGUUGUAAUUGAUUUAAUUAGCUGCCAUCUCUUUUAUAGAAUAAACCUAAACUUCCUCGCCUCCUCGAUCAAAAUUUAAUUCAUAAAAUACGAAGCGUUACACCACUCGGUUGUGUUAAUUCAAACAAUUCCUUUUUUACUCUUGGUUGAUUCAAAGUAUUCAUACAAAAUAAAACAAAAGAUGGCAACUGUCCUCCGAAAUAUCUACCGACAAGCUUUGCACAAAUAUCCUACAACUACUCAAUCUGUGCAAGUAUCCUUAUUGAUGGCUUCCAGUGACAUAAUCGCCCAAUGUGGCGUCGAAAAAACUCCCUUCGAUAAAAUCAACUGGCUCCGAACUGGACAAUUCAGCUGCAUGGGAUUGUUUUUUGUGGGACCAACAUUGAAAAUAUGGUUUGGCCGACUCGAAGCCAUAGUCAGUCCCCAUCAGAAAGCCUGGCAAAGGAGUGUGAAGAAAGUGGCCAUAGAUCAAAUACUUUGGGCUCCGUUUUUCAUCGGAUCAUUCACAGUUGUGUUGGGUGUUGUUCAAGGACUUAAACCGAACGAAAUCAAAGAACGUCUUCAAACGGAUUAUGUUGAAGUAUUAAAGUCGAAUUAUAAACUGUGGCCAGCGGCGCAGCUAGUGAAUUUUGCUUUAAUUCCAUUGAAUUUCCAAGUAGUCUUCGCACAGACGGUUGCUGUUUUAUGGAAUAUUUACUUGUCCAUGGCAUUGGCUAGCAAUAAGAAAACAAAUGUCCCUGCUGUAGCGACAACAACAACAACCACGACGACGAUGGCAUUACCGAAAACUAACUCGUAAAUCCAAAUUAUAUCAUCCUCGAAUUUAUGUAUGUAAAAAUAUAAUAUUGUGAUACAACUUUGUUUGUUAAUAAACAAUUUUAUCUACAAAG